GCGGGUGACGGGGCGCGGCGGGAGGGAGGGACCCUGAGAAAAGCCGGGCCACAAAGCGGCCGAGCGCGGUCCCCUCUCCCCGCCCCCUACCCGGGCCGCCGCGGGCCCUUUAAGGGCAAGAGGUGCGCGGUCUCUUUAAGGCAGGUCCUGGUGGUUUCUGUUUUCUGAAGGAAGUGACGGGGGGUGGGAUUGAAUGAAAAGUGCAGAACAGAGCCCCGAGCUCCGGAGUCGGGGCCUUGGGGGCCGCGGCGGGGCGGGGGACACGCACGGGGAGCGCGGGGCGGGAGCCGAGGCGCGCGGCUGAUCGCGGCCCACGUGCGUCCGCACCUCGUCGUGGGACCCUCGCGGUGGAGUCGGUGACCGCAGGGAUCCCCGAAGAGGACCCCCAACUUCGGACGAACUUUGCGGGCUUGCCUCCCCUCCCCCACGCGGCGCACCGGGGCCCCCGGGGAUGCGGCGCCCCGGCUGCCACGAUGUCCCCACCGCGCGUCCCGCGCUGCCGCCGCUGCCGCUGCUGCUGCUCGUGUUGUCGCUGCAGCUGGGGGCGCCGCGCGGGGUGGGCGCGGGGACAGGAGCGCCGGCCGAGCUGCGGGUUCGCGUGCGGCUGCCCGACGGCCAGGUGACCGAGGAGAGCCUUCAGGCGGACAGCGAAGCCGACAGCAUCAGCCUCGAGCUUCGCAAGCCCGACGGCACCCUCAUCUCCUACACAGCCGACUUCAAGAAGGACGUGAAGAUCUUCCGUGCCCUGAUCCUGGGGGAGCUGGAGAAGGGGCAGAGUCAGUUCCAGGCCCUCUGCUUUGUCACUAGGCUGUACCACAAUGAGAUCAUCCCCAGCGAGGCCAUGGUCAAGCUUCGGCAGAAAAACCCCCGUGCAGUGCGGCAGGCUGAGGAGGUAAGGGGCCUGGAGGAGCUACAUAUGGACAUCGCAGUGAAUUUCAGCCAGGGGGGCCUGCUGAGCCCCCAUCUCCACAAUGUGUGUGCCGAGGCAGCUGAUGCCAUCUAUACCCGCCAGGAGGAUGUCCGGUUCUGGCUGGAGCAAGGUGUGGACAGUUCUGUGUUCGAGGCUUUGCCCAAGGUCUUGGAACAGGUGGAGCUGCCUCGCUGUGGGCAAGUGGGAGACCGAGGGAAGCCCUGUGCCUGCCGCUAUGGCCUGAGCCUGGCCUGGUACCCGUGCAUGCUAAAGUACUGCCACAGCCGUGAUCGACCAGCACCCUACAAGUGUGGCAUUCGCAGCUGCAGGAAGAACUACAACUUCAACUUCUAUGUACCACAGAGGCAGCUCUGCCUCUGGGAUGAGGACCCCUGACUAUAGGGAGCAGAACCUGAGAGUAGCUGCUUGGGCCCUCAGAGUCUCCACCAGCCACCAGAAGGCACGGCAACCCCAUCUGAAGCCUUACAUACCUUCCCAUGCCCCUGAUCUUGAAGUCUUGCUGGGAUUUGUGUGACUUUGAAAGGGUGUAGACUUGCAGGGACAGCCUCACACCUAGCCUGUGCCUACCUGAGAGGCAAAAGCGACAAAGCUGUUCUCCAGACUGGUACCCUUCUCCUCUUCAUGUCCCUUAAAAUGUUCGCAUAUAUGUGCAUGUUUCUUCUGUGGAACUUGUUGAAGGUUAGACCCUCAAAGGAGUCUGCUUGCAACACCCACCUUUCCACCAGCGAGGGGCUGCUUGGGACCCAGACUCCAGUUACUGUGCCUGAUUACAGGCAAUAGGGGAACAGAGAGAUGGCUGCCCCUGAGACUGACCACAUGUGCCUUUCCCCAGGCUCAGACUUCCCCAGCAGGCACCAGUUCUUCUUCCCUCUAAACUGAAAUACUCUGGCAAGGCUCUGGGGCAGGCAGGGAGGGAGCAUGAAGAACAAGGAAAACUUGAAUUCCAGAUUUUUAAUACAAAAAUAUUUAUCAUUUGUACCAAAAAUAAAGUUUUAAGUUUUUACUUGCCUGAUGGCCCGAG
Molecule: messenger RNA, 1952 nt
Organism: Nannospalax galili (Upper Galilee mountains blind mole rat)
Lineage: Eukaryota; Metazoa; Chordata; Mammalia; Rodentia; Spalacidae
Gene: Oaf
Product: out at first homolog
Exons: 4
Coding region: 452-1306 (284 amino acids)
Source: RefSeq, a predicted model, not a curated record